CUCCGGGAUGCCCCAGGUGGGUCUGGCCGCGUGGGCCCGGCCCCGUGGGCAAGCUCCGGUUCCCCCCACCCCAUCCCCGUCCCCCGCCGCUCCGGAAGCCCCGGGCCCGGGGUCCGUGAAUGGGCGGAAGGCAGCGGCGGGACCCCCCCGGCCCCGGCCCCGGUGCCACUUCCCCUUCCCGGGUCAGCGGCCGCUUCCCCUUCUGGAGGCGCGGCGCUGCGGGAGGGCUCGGCCCGCCCCGCUCCGGGCCCCGCCGCUCGAGGAACAAUGGCAGAGACAUUCCUUGUGGAGAGCCCCGAUGUCACGUACAGCAAGGACUUCAUCGAGGCCAAGUACACGUACAGCACCGUGCACGUCUGCAAGGAGAACGGCGUCACCAAGGUGAGGCCGUGCUCCACCCGCUUCACCUUCCGCACGGGGCGGCAGGUCCCCCGCCUGGGCCUGAUGCUGGUGGGCUGGGGAGGCAACAACGGCACCACGGUGACGGCGGCCGUGCUGGCCAACAGGCUGGGCCUGUCCUGGAUGACCAAGACGGGGCGCAAGAAAGCCAACUACUACGGCUCGCUGCUCCAAGCCUCCACCGUGUGCUUGGGCACCGGCCCCACCGGUGACGUCUACGUGCCUUUCCGGGACCUGCUGCCCAUGGUGCACCCCAACGACAUCGUCUUCGACGGCUGGGACAUCUCCUCGCUGAACCUGGCCGAGGCCAUGCGGCGGGCGGAGGUGCUGGACUGGCCGCUGCAGGAGCAGCUCUGGCCCCACAUGGAGAAGAUGAAGCCCCGGCCCUCCAUCUACAUCCCCGAGUUCAUCGCCGCCAACCAGGAGGAGCGGGCGGACAACGUGCUCCGCGGCUCCAAGGCCGAGCAGGUGGAGCAGAUCCGCAGGGACAUCCGGGACUUCAGGGAGAGCAGCGGCGUGGACAAAGUCAUCGUGCUGUGGACGGCCAACACGGAGCGCUUCUGCGACGUGGUGCCGGGGCUUAACGACACCGCCGACAACCUGCUGCGGGCCAUCGAGCGAGGCCUGGAGGUGUCCCCGUCCACGCUCUUCGCCGUGGCCAGCAUCCUGGAGGGCUGCGCCUACAUCAACGGGUCCCCCCAGAACACCUUCGUGCCGGGCGCGGUGGAGCUGGCCACCCAGCGCCGCGUCUUCAUCUGCGGCGAUGACUUCAAGUCGGGGCAGACCAAGCUCAAGUCGGUGCUGGUGGAUUUCCUGGUGGGCGCCGGGCUCAAGACCAAGUCCAUCGUGAGCUACAACCACCUGGGGAACAACGACGGGAAGAACCUCUCGGCCCCGCAGCAGUUCCGCUCCAAGGAGAUCUCCAAGAGCAACGUGGUGGAUGACACGGUGCAGGCCAACCCCGUCCUCUACGGACCGCACGACAAGCCCGACCACUGCGUGGUGAUCAAGUACGUGCCCUACGUGGGGGACAGCAAGCGCGCGCUGGACGAGUACACGUCGGAGAUCAUGAUGGGAGGCACCAACACCAUCGUCAUCCACAACACGUGCGAGGACUCGCUGCUGGCCAGCCCCAUCAUCCUGGACCUGGCCAUCCUGACGGAGCUGUGCCAGCGCAUCACCUUCUGCACCGAGGGCGACCCCGAGUUCCAGGGCUUCCACAGCGUCCUCUCCAUCGUCGCCUUCCUCUGCAAGGCCCCGCUGGUGCCCGAGGGCACCCCCGUCGUCAACGCGCUCUUCCGCCAGCGCAGCUGCAUCGAGAACAUCCUGAGCCCCUGCCUGGGGCUGCCGAAGGAAGCCUCGUCCCUGGGGUGGCUGCUCCAGUCCCAGCCCUUUGCAGGGAGCACCGGGACAAAUCCUGCACAGUCUGUGUCUGUCUGUCUGUCCGGCCAGCAUCGGCUGUCUGGCAGCACCAUCUGGUGGCACGGGCACCGCAUCAGUCCUCCCCGCAGCCCCAGUCUGCUCCCAGUCAGGACCAGUGACCUUGUGUCACCUUGUGUCACCCCGACAGCAGCAGCCCCACGACCCGAGGGUGCCAGAGGGACCCAGCGAGGCGAGGAGAUGUUCUUGGAGAGAGCUUGGGAGAAACGGCGUGCUCCCGGGGAAUGGGGCAGACGGCUGCAGAUGCCUGGCAGACGGCAGUUACCGGCGCUUUGCCGUUACCCCGGCAUUUACGCCCCGGUGUGA
Messenger RNA from Oxyura jamaicensis (ruddy duck), 2145 nucleotides. RefSeq names its product inositol-3-phosphate synthase 1 (gene ISYNA1). Gene Ontology annotation, biological process: phospholipid biosynthetic process; inositol biosynthetic process. Gene Ontology annotation, molecular function: inositol-3-phosphate synthase activity. Lineage: Eukaryota; Metazoa; Chordata; Aves; Anseriformes; Anatidae. The record is from RefSeq and is a predicted model, not a curated record. Gene Ontology annotation, cellular component: cytoplasm. The transcript has 13 exons. Bases 268 to 2145 code for a protein of 625 amino acids.